Molecule: messenger RNA, 991 nt
Organism: Chelonia mydas (Green sea turtle)
Lineage: Eukaryota; Metazoa; Chordata; Testudines; Cheloniidae
Gene: CMC1
Product: C-X9-C motif containing 1
Exons: 6
Coding region: 294-794 (166 amino acids)
Cellular component (GO): mitochondrion
Source: RefSeq, a predicted model, not a curated record
CCCUCUUCUCACCGGCCAGGUGCCGGCACACGCGCACACUCUCUCCCCCCCGCGCCAGGGCGCGCGCUUCUCCCCGCGGCCUUUCUCUCGCGGGCUGCUCGGCGCUGUCGCCGCCGGAAGCCGGGUGUCUUCCACCCUCCGACUCCUCCACGGCCCCGCGCGCUUCUGCCCCGCCUCGGCGGCCUACCGACAUCUUCUCGUAGUCUGCCUGCGCCUGCGCAGAGAGCGUGGCCUCUCGGGAGGGGUUAUGUGGCGGCGGCGGCGGCGGCAGCGGCUGUAGUGAGGCGCCCCACAUGGAGCCUGCCCCGGGCGCAGCAGAGCUGAGACAUGUAGAAAAAGAUGUGUUAAUUCCAAAAAUGAUGAGAGAGAAGGCCAGAGAACUAUGUUCAGAUAAAGUGCAAGUCUCAAGGGGCAAAAGUCAAACUUUUAUUCAGUGUUACUGUCGUGUACUAUGCCACAGCUUUUACCAAAUGCUGCCAAGAGUCUGGCUUUCUUAUGGUGGUGAAAUGUCAACAGGAAAAUGCAGCCUUGAAAGAAUGUCUAACUACCUAGGCCGAAAGUCUGAAACUGAAGGGGGAAAAAAAUACAUUAACAUCGUUACCAGGAACUGUAGCAAUUACUCUGUUGGUGUUCAGAACAGUCAGCACCGUGUUAUAACAACUUUAAGUCAAAGCUAUAAUGAUCCAGCAUUUUAUGAAGAAUGCAAAAUUGAAUACUUGAAACAAAGGGAAGAAUUCAGAGCUACUGGAAUUCCUGCUAAACAAAGACAACAGAAGCUUCCUACAAGCAUGUAGCUAAAUCCUAAAAUGAAGUUUGGAAAUUUACUUCAGUUAUCGACAUAUACAUUGAUUUGGUGGAAUAAGUACGUUAAUUGAAUAAGCAGACUCAGUUUUGUUUAAAAAAAUCAAUUUGUCUGAGGCAGGAUUUGAUUGAAAUAAAUGUAUCUCAUGUUGUAUUUUGUGUAUUAGGAAUAAAGUCUUUUAUGAAUGAA